AUGUGCGAUCCAAUGAGAAGGCUAGAAAGAAAACUGUGGAGAGAGGGAAGUAGUAGUCGAAGAGUGGGGAUUCCGGCUAUGAAAAGAGCGACGCGAGAGGUCUCAAAUCAGUCAACCGCCAACUUCGGUAGUAACAAGUGCCUAGUUAAAGCCAAGGAAGCAAAAAUGGAACGAGCAAGCAGAAGCCCAGAGGUGAAGGAGCGCGGAGCAAAGCAGAGUUUGUCAUCAUCAUCAUCAUCGUCGUCAUCUUCAACAUCGUCGAGCUCCAGUCCUGAAUCGCAGGUGACAUCGACGUCCGAUUCACCACGGUCAGGGAGAUUCAAGGAGAGCCAUUCAUCUCCAAAGCCGGCAUUGGACAUGCCAUUUGUAGACGACGAGGAGGAGGGCAUGAGCAGCCACCGAGCGAACGAUAUAGAGGAGAUAAUGCUGAUCAGCACAUCUUCUGAGGACGAGGAAAAAUCAAGAGCAACACCGAGUAAGACGACGUUAAUAAUAAAAGAACCCGCAGCAGAUGACCGUAAACUAACUAUCAACCACGGAACAAUGAAGCAUGCGGCAAUUGUCAUUAAAGCAACCCAAGAUCGCGAACAGCAGUCAAGCAAUAUUGAACCACCAUUCAGCAAGGUGACAAGGCCGAAAUUCAAAAAACAUCCACAAGUCAAGCUGACAGAGAUGAGUCGGGCUCAGAGGGAAGCAUUUGAUAAGAAACCAACAACCGACACUCAAAUUGAGGCGAUAGAUAUGGUGGCCAAGGGAGGAGGCGAAAUUACGACCGGAGAGGAUCAAGUGCUGGCAAAGAUCGUAACACGAUCCACCACGAGAAAACAAACUAGCGAAAAGCUAGCACGGUUGAAGCUUAGCAGAUGA
Molecule: messenger RNA, 867 nt
Organism: Microplitis mediator
Lineage: Eukaryota; Metazoa; Arthropoda; Insecta; Hymenoptera; Braconidae
Exons: 1
Coding region: 1-867 (288 amino acids)
Source: RefSeq, a predicted model, not a curated record